AUGGACGACAAAUGCAAGGUAGAGACCUCCUUGGGGGCGGAUGAAGAGCGAUGUGACACGGCACAGGCACAAGUUGAAGACCUGAAUGGGCACUUGAAACGUGGUCUCAAGGAACGACAUCUGCAGUUCAUAGCCAUUGGGGGCACCAUCGGCACAGGCUUGUUCCUUGGUAUUGGCGCUGCUCUUGCGACAUCUGGACCUCUCUCCCUACUCCUGGGAUACUCCAUCAGCAGUGUAGCAAUAUGGAUCAUGAUGCAAUGCUUGGGAGAGAUGACUACACUGCUACCGCUGCCUGGCAUGAUCGCACAACUAGGCUCUCGUUUCAUUGACCCAGCAUUGGGUUUCGCGAUAGGAUGGAAUCAGUUCUACAAUUGUGGUAUCGCUGUAUGCUCCGAACUUUCAGCAAUAACGGUUCUCGUCCAAUACUGGGUCGAUGUCAAUCCAGCGAUAUGGAUCACUGCUAUUCUUGUACUUGUGGUCUUCUUCAACAUCUUCGCCAUCAAUAUCUACGGCGAGGCAGAGUUCGUUUUUGCCAGUAUCAAGAUCUUGGCAAUUGUUGGUCUGCUGAUCCUAGCCGUAGUUAUUGAUCUGGGGGGCGCUCCCGUACAAGGACGACUGGGCUUUCGAUACUGGGUCCAUCCAGGCCCGAUGAAUGCCUACAUCGCACAGGGAGCUGCCGGGCGAUUCCUGGGACUCUUUGCCACGCUCACCAAUGCUGCCUUCGCUUUUGGGGGUAUAGAACAGAUAGCUGUCGCGGCAGGCGAGACGAAGAACCCGACCCAGAACAUUCCCAAGGCGGUUCGCCGAGUCAUUUGGCGACUCAUUCUCUUCUACGUGGGUGGUGCACUGGCUAUUGGAGUGCUUGUGCCUUCCAAGAACCCGGGACUACUGUACGGAAAAGGCGUUGCAAAGUCACCCUACCUGAUCGCCAUCCAGAAUGCCGGCAUACCAGUUCUGCCCUCGAUACUUAACGCCGUCAUCAUCAGCUCGGCAGCGUCCUCAGCAAACGCGAACCUCUACGGUGGAUCUCGAUAUCUCUAUGCUCUGGCAGUGCAGGGUCAAGCCCCACGAAUACUGCGCAGAUGCACUGCACGAGGCAUACCCAUCUACUGCGUAGCUUGCACAAGUGCAUUUGGACUGCUCACAUACAUCACUAUCUCUUCGACUGGCUCGACAGUCUUUCACUGGUUCUCGACCCUGAACACAGUCGCGUACCUCAACACAUGGCUGGCUAUCUGCUACGCAUACACACGAUUUCGACGUGCACUCCUCCAUGCAGGCAUAGAUCGCAAUGGUCUAGCAUUCAAAGCCAAGGGCCAGCCGUAUCUGGCGUGGGCAGCAGCUGUCUUUUUUGCCAUUGUCCUCUUCUUCAACGGCUUUGCCGUCUUUACGCAUGGACAUUGGGAUAUCCAGCAGUUUUGCUCGGACUACAUUGGCAUUCCUAUCUUCAUCGGUCUGUAUCUCUUUUGGAAGUUCGUCAAGAAGACAAAAGUCGUGCCCAUUGAGGAAAUAGAUCUUUACACGGGAAGAGUGUCUGAGUCCGAGAUGGAGCAACGAGUCUACGCUAGGUCUUGUUGGGGUCAAUUACAGAAGGGGUGGGACAAGGUUUUGUGA
Messenger RNA from Cyphellophora attinorum, 1614 nucleotides. RefSeq names its product putative proline-specific permease put4. The record is from RefSeq and is a predicted model, not a curated record. Gene Ontology annotation, molecular function: amino acid transmembrane transporter activity. Bases 1 to 1614 code for a protein of 537 amino acids. The transcript has 4 exons. Gene Ontology annotation, biological process: amino acid transmembrane transport. Lineage: Eukaryota; Fungi; Ascomycota; Eurotiomycetes; Chaetothyriales; Cyphellophoraceae. Gene Ontology annotation, cellular component: membrane.